This is a messenger RNA of Brienomyrus brachyistius, 5891 nucleotides long. RefSeq names its product sema domain, seven thrombospondin repeats (type 1 and type 1-like), transmembrane domain (TM) and short cytoplasmic domain, (semaphorin) 5Ba (gene sema5ba). Lineage: Eukaryota; Metazoa; Chordata; Actinopteri; Osteoglossiformes; Mormyridae. The record is from RefSeq and is a predicted model, not a curated record. Gene Ontology annotation, molecular function: semaphorin receptor binding; chemorepellent activity. Gene Ontology annotation, biological process: negative regulation of axon extension involved in axon guidance; semaphorin-plexin signaling pathway; axon extension. The coding region runs from base 294 to 3740 and encodes 1148 amino acids. The transcript is spliced from 23 exons.
CUUCUUUUAGGUAAGAGGCCAGUUUCCCAUGAUUGGGUUUAUGGUUUGUACACCCCUACAUCGGCGGAGUUGCGCUUACCCGUGUAGUAGCUGCGGCUCGCCGAGACAGUGCGGAUAGAGUGGAGGAUCGUGUAAAAGUGGAGGUACCCCAUUACUGAGACACAGGAGCAGAUGUGACACCCGUCGCCUUGUUUAUCAUCACAACCCGUCCGGAAAACUAAAUGCUUAAGUCUUAAGACGAGGUACUUCUUUGAAGGACCACGCUGCCAGCCAGAGGAGCAGUCGGCUCCACCAUGACCGCGCUGCAGCGGGACUCCGCGCCAUCCAGGCCCCGCCGCCUGCUGCUGCCCUCGCCCCCACUCCUGCUGCUGCUGCUCUUCCUCUCCUCCCCCUUGGCGCGCUCCCAGAAGCCCCUGCUCUCCUCACCUCCCUCGCUCACGCCAGCCACUCAGCCCCCCGAGGAGUGUGCCAGGCAAGAACAUCCCGUCGUUCCCUUCCAAGUGCUCAACCCCUGGCUCUCCAUCUUUUCCCACCCCACUGUGAGGGACUUCUCCCAGCUGGCCCUGGACCUCACCAGGAACCAGCUGAUCGUGGGAGCCAGGAAUUACCUCUUCAGAUUAACUCUAAGCAACAUUUCUCUGAUCCAGGCAACAGAAUGGGGCCCAGACGAAGACACCAGGAGGUCCUGUCAGAGUAAAGGAAAGACGGAGGUGGAGUGCCAGAACUACAUCCGGGUCCUGCUCAUCAACGGGAAGCGGGUGUUCACCUGUGGCACCAACGCGUUCCUGCCCGUCUGCACCAUGCGACAGGUGGGUAACCUGAGCCGCGUGCUGGAUCGGGUCAAUGGCGUUGCACGCUGCCCCUAUGACCCGCGCCACAAUUCCACAGCCGUGGUGACGGAGAGGGGCGAGCUGUAUGCGGCCACCGUCAUCGACUUCUCGGGCCGGGAUCCCGUCAUCUACCGCAGCCUUGGCAGCAUGCCGCCCCUGCGCACGGCGCAGUACAACUCCAAGUGGCUUAACGAGCCACACUUCAUCUCGGCCUACGACGUGGGCCUCUUCACCUACUUCUUCCUGCGGGAGAACGCCGUGGAGCACGAUUGCGGGAAGACGGUGUACUCACGAGUGGCACGCGUCUGCAAGAACGACAUCGGAGGCCGCUUCCUGCUGGAGGACACUUGGACCACCUUCAUGAAGGCGCGCCUCAACUGCUCCCGCUCCGGAGAGAUUCCCUUCUACUAUCACGAGCUGCAGAGCACCUUCUACCUACCCGAACAGGACCUCAUCUUCGGCAUCUUCACCACGAAUGUAAACAGCAUCGCGGCCUCGGCUGUCUGUGCCUUCAACCUGAGCGCCAUCACCCAAGCCUUCAACGGGCCAUUCCGCACCCAGGAGAACCCACGCUCCACCUGGCAGGCCACGCCCAACCCCAUCCCUAAUUUCCAGUGUGGCACCAUCAAUGACAGCGGUCCCAAUGAGAACCUGACAGAGCGCAGCCUGCAGGACGCACAGCGCCUCUUCCUCAUGAACGACGUGGUGCAGCCUGUCUCCGUGGACCCCUUGGUGGUCCAGGACAGCGUGCGCUUCUCCAAGCUGGUGGUGGACAUUGUGCAGGGCCGAGACACCCUCUACCAUGUCAUGUACAUCGGCACAGAGUAUGGCACCAUCCUGAAGGCCCUCUCCACAGCCAAUCACAGCUUGCAUGGCUGCUACCUGGAGGAGAUGCAGCUCCUGCCUGCCGACACACGGGAGCCCAUCCUGAGCCUGCAGAUCUUGCACAGCGACAGGUCAUUGUUUGUAGGCCUGAACAACAGAGUGCUGAAAAUCCCUCUGGAGAGAUGCUCCACCUACAGGACGGAGCGGCUGUGCCUUGAAGCGCGGGACCCUUACUGUGGCUGGGACCGGAAGCAGCGGCGCUGUACCACCAUUGAAGACAGCUCCAACAUGAGCCAGUGGAGCCAGAACAUCACCGAAUGUCCAGUGAGAAACCUAACUGUCAAUGGUGGCUUUGGGCCCUGGGCUCCAUGGCAACCCUGCAGCCAUGACGACGGGGACAGCAGCAGCUCCUGCCUGUGCCGCCUGCGGCCGUGUGACAGCCCCACCCCCCGCUGCGGGGGUCGCAACUGCGAGGGCCCCACCAUGGAGGUGUCCAACUGCUCCAGGAACGGAGGCUGGACCCCCUGGUCGUCCUGGGGCCACUGCAGCACCAGCUGUGGAAUUGGGUUCGAAGUGCGACAGCGAUCCUGCAACAAUCCCUCACCCAGACAUGGGGGUCGGGUCUGCGUGGGACAGAGCCGAGAGGAGAGGCUGUGCAACGAGAAGGUCUCCUGCCCGCUACCCGUCCUCUGGUCCAGCUGGGGCUCCUGGACUAAGUGCAGCACUGAGUGUGGAGGCGGCGUCCACUCCCGCGUCAGGAACUGCGAGAACGGAAAUGGCUGCCCCGGAUGUGCGCUGGAGUACAAGAUCUGCAACCUUGAAGCGUGCCCAGAGGUGCGUCGCAACACGCCAUGGACCCCCUGGAUGCCCGUCAAUGUGACACAGGGUGGCGCCCGCCAGGAGCAGAGGCUCCGCUACAGCUGCCGCGCGCAGCUGGCCGACCCCCACGAGCUGCAGCUGGGCAGACGCAAGGUGGAGACGCGCUUCUGUCCCAACGACGGCUCCUCCGCCUGCGAGACCGACACUCUCGUGGAGGACCUGCUGAAGACGGGCCGACCCGUGGUGCGAGUAGCUGGCACUGGCUGGACGCCGUGGGAGACGUGGUCUGCCUGUUCGCGGGACUGUGCCACUGGAUUCCGAACCCGCAAGCGCAGCUGUGCCACACCUGAGGGCAAGAGCGCCCCCACGGUGUGCAGCGGCUCUGCCGUGGAGUACCAGGAAUGCAACCCCCAGGCCUGCCCAGUUAAGGGCGCCUGGUCCUGCUGGUCCCCCUGGUCACAGUGCUCAGUCACUUGUGGUGGGGGACACUACCAGCGAACACGCAGCUGCAGCAGCCCCGCCCCUUCAGAUGGAGGCGACAUCUGUAUCGGCCUGCACACGGAGGAGGCGCUGUGCAACACGCAGCCCUGUGAGGGUGGCUGGAUGGCCUGGUCGGCCUGGGGCCCCUGUGAGGACACCGGGCUGCAAGUGCGCAGCCGCACUUGUCAGGAGCCCAGUGGGAGCCCCGAACCUGGAUUAGGCCCAUGUCCAGGAAACAGCACCGAGAGCCGAGAGUGCCAGCUCAACGAGAUCCCAGUGAUCCUUCCUGCGUCCAGCUUUGACAAGAACCUGCACUGUGGGGCAUUCACACUCAUCCACCUGAUUGCCACCGGCGUCUCCUGCUUCCUGGGUGCUGGCCUGCUGAGCUUUUUGGUAUAUGUUUACUGCCAGAGGUUCCACAAGCCGUCACAGGAGUCGGCCGUCAUCCAUCCCACCACGCCCAACCACCUCAACUACAAGGGCAACACCACGCCAAAGAACGAGAAGUAUACCCCCAUGGAGUUCAAGGUAACCCAAACCAAUACCCUAACCCUAAUGCCCAUGGACUUCAAGGUAUCCCAAACCAAUACCCUAACCCUAAUGCCCAUGGAGUUCAAGACACUGAACAAGAACAACCUUCUCCCGGAUGAGAGGACCAACUACUUCCCCUCGCCGCUUCAGCAGACUAACGUUUAUACCACCACUUACUAUCCCGCCACCAUCAACAAGUACGACUACCGGCCAGACUCGUCCCCACCCCCCUGCAGGACCUACACACACAGCUGAGGACCGUCCCCAAACGGUGACGCGGCUGGCCUGGCCAGACCGCCAUCCGCUGGGGAACCGGGAAGCUCCGACCUUACAGCUCUCCAUCUCUUCCUCAUGUUAUAUUACGCUUAAUGGACGUGGCAGAGUUAAGAGGGCGGUACUAAAGAGACGCAAGGACUAAAUAAGCACAGGGAACAGAGCCGGACUGCUUCGGACAUGCGAGAGGGGCAUCUGUCUCAUUGGUGUGUUUAAGUGUCCUUGAAGGCGAAACAUUUUGGGAUGUUUUUGCACAAACUUAUUAGUGUUCAGUCUGGUUUUCCUGCACCUAUAAGGGGUGGGGGGGGGCGAUCUGGAACAGAGAAGAUAACCCAUCAGGGAAGGAUGAUCCAAGCAUGUACUGGAACCCCAGCUGCAGUGUGAGACUUCUAACAGACACAGAACAAAGUCACUGUAAUGAACUGGAAGGGCAAGGUGACCGAGCGCAUACCCUGAAGACUGUCUCACUGGAAACGGGACAAUUUCCCUCUCCUCUUGGAGUUUAUGCUAUAUGUACUGACCUGCUCUCAAAAACACUGUCAAAAAUAUCACUCCUUCAAAGAAAGCUUUUGAGGAAAUUAGCAAACAUGUCUGCUUAGCCUGUUUUAUUUGCUUCCUACAGUUACUAUUCUGAAAAUGUCUAUUCAAACAUUGGACCAAAUUGGGUUCCGCAGUGAAAUAAUGUCAAUGGAAUGCAUUGUGGCGUGUGAGGGUGUCAGGUGUGUGUGUGAGAUGGACCAGGGGUGACUGAUUGCGGCAGCAUGUUGUCGCAGGCUGAGUCCUGCUGCCUCCUUCAGAUGCUCUUCUGGAUAGUUUCUGCAGUAACUGCACGCCUGCUUAAAUCAUAAGGCCUGAAGGUAGGGUGCGGGAGUCGUCUUUAUCCAGUGCCACAUGUGUGUGUGUUGCGCCUCGCUCUGGACUUGGGGCUGCAGCUGAGACUGUAUCGGAGAUGAAAUCGUCUUUCUCAUCACCGCUUACUCGUCCUUUUCAGCACCUUAUCGGCUGGAAGAUGAACGACCGAGUUUAAUUUGCAAAUGGAGCCUUGGCUACAUCAACGUGUACAACCGCCAUCAACCCCCCCCCCCCCUCCAGGCUGGCCUCUCUUGCUGAAGCCUAGUAGCUUUGGCUUUCUAGCUACGCGAUCAGGGUUCAAAGCCUGUUUGAACUUCUCUGUAUGUGCGUUCAUUUGCCGAGGGGGAGGGGCUUCUAGGUCCCCUGUUUUCACAUGUUCAAGUAAACGCACCGGGCCAUGUAACCUGUAUAAAGCAUCCAGCCAGUGGAAGCUGGUGUCCAGUAAUCAAACAUUUCGUGAGCUGCCUUGAUGGUCAGGAUGUGAGGAACACUUUCAAAAUGACCUUCAUCAUGCCUGUUCCUGUUCAGCUAAAUGCGAUGGCCCCGUCUGUACAUAGGAGGCGCUAUAACCUGAAGUCUGUAUCAUGUAAAUGUAUAUUGUAUAGCUAACACUGUUUUUAAAAGCCUUAUAGUUGUAAAAAGUGCAGAAGGUGUGUAAAUGCCAACACAGAGAUUGGGGGAUGGAGCCUGCAUAAUCCCCUGCUGGGUGGCGUGACACAUGCUGGCCUCCUGCUUCUGGCUGGGCCUCGGCGCCCCCUGUGGCGGCAGGUAGUAAUCGCCCAUUUAAUUCCUCCGUUGCCUCAGCAUUUAAUAAUCUCACUAGGGCUUUAUUGUAGUCGCCCAGUCGCACGGUUCCAUUUGUAAUCGGCUGUAGGAUUGUCCUCUGUGGAAAAAAAAUUGGAAGAUUGGAAAAUGUACCUUCGAUUCGAUUUAGCGUUUAGAUUUUGUUUGCAUUUUCUUGAGGACCUGUGUAAGUAGCCCACCAUGCACAUGAUCCACCUUAAAAAAGUGUUCACGUUGAUUAUGAUUGGCCAGUCCCACUAUGUGAUCAUUUACGAUUAGACGCCCUCAACCUGUGAGUAUUUGUGUUGCCUGAGCUCCAUCCCGAAGGCUUGGUGCCCUUCUAUGCAACUGACCUGUUGGUACUGUUGGAUAUCGACUGUAAUCACUGCCUUUUAGACACUGUGAAUUUUUGGUACUCUCUAUUUUUGUAUAUUGUACAUUGUAAAAAAUAAUAAAGCAGCUGGCCGAGGCCGCGGCCACCGCCCCCUGUCUCAUUGA